This is a messenger RNA of Didymodactylos carnosus, 4755 nucleotides long. NCBI's taxonomy places the organism in Eukaryota, Metazoa, Rotifera, Eurotatoria, Philodinida, Philodinidae. The record is from the annotation of a GenBank genome assembly.
AUGAGCUUAAAAGAGCGAGUUAAUAAGUUAUUCAGCAUUCAUACGAAUUAUGCUUAUCCAGAGCAUGUGUUAAAUCAAGCUGAAUCGUUAAAAUCAUUAUCAAACGAUCUCUACACAGACUCUUUUCGUUUCAUAUAUGAGCUACUGCAAAAUGCUGAUGACGCUUCACUUCUAAGCACGAACAAUUCACAAAAAGUAGUAAUUGCUAUUCGUGGCGUCUAUUUGAUCGUUGCACACAAUGGUGCUUCUUUUACUGAAGACGAUCUGGAUGCUUUAUGUGCUGUUGGAAAUGGAUCAAAAACGCAAAACUAUCGAAAAGCGGGAUACAAAGGCCUUGGUUUCAAGGCCGUAUUUGGAAAAUCCGAUUAUGUACUCAUUUAUAGUAAAGGUGAAUAUUUUCGAUUCGACGCUUCAUACACAUUUCAAUGGAGUGAAAAAUGGCCAGGGACUCAAAGAUCAUGGGAAGACAAAAAGCAAAGAAAAUUUAUUUUUCCAUGGCAAAUAACUCCAGUAUGGACAGAAAUCAACGAGGUUCCAAAAAUUGUCCAAGAAUUUAUUGUAGAAAAUUCAUGUUCAGUAGCAAAUGUUAUGCAAAUCACUACAUCAGAUGAAAUCGAAAAAGGAUUGAAACAGCUGCAGAAACACCCACAUACUCUAUUAUUUCUCAAAAAUCUGACUGAUAUAGAAUUUUAUUCAAAGGCACCUAAAGUUACGCUUACGUUACAAAAGAACAGUGACGGAACGAGAAAAAUACAAUCGAGCUGUAACGCUGCUUCCUGUUGGAUAGUAAGACAAAUCGAUUUAGUUAUACCAGACGAAAUUCGAAACGCAUUAAUGAACGCUUCAAACGUACCAGAAAAACUAAAAUCGUUACGAAAAACUGAAUUAUUUUUUGCUGCAAAAUGUGAUGAGAAGUGUAAUAUUCAAAAACUAACCGAAACGGAAAGUGUUCUAUUUUCCUACAUGCCGACAAAAAUAACUGAAUAUCAGCUCCCAUUCCUGGUUAAUGCAAAUUUUAUAACAAAUGUUAACAGGGAGCAAAUACAUACAGAUUCAGUUUGGAAUCAAUGGCUAUUUCAACAAAUACCAAUAGAAGUCUUUCGAUGGAUCGCAGAAUUAGUACAUCAAGAUCGAUGGCAAAAACAAGCCUAUACAUUAAUACCAAACAUACUAAAACUAGAAAAUAAUUUGUCGAAAAAAUACAAUGAAAGUUAUGAGAAAUGUAUUAAAAAAACUAAAUUUAUUCGCAAUAAUGAACAACCUCCUGUGUUAUUAUCAGUUGACGAAGCGUACAUUGAUUCGACAUCGUUAUCAAAACAAUCGUUCAUUGGUAACGAUCGUGUUAGAUUAUGCCUGCUGGAAAUUAAUCGCAACACCAGUCAUUUAGCUCUUUAUCCGUUUAUUCAACAAAAUAAUGAACUUCAAAAGUUGGGUGUUAAAACGUUUGACUGGUCCCACUGUAUUCAACUGUUUAAGUUGUCUAACUUUUAUCGAACACUAUCAUCUCAGGACGAUACAAAAUUGAUUAUGUAUAUGUAUGAUAAAAGAAGUAACGCAGACUUAGACCGAGUCAUCCGCGACAUUCCUUUUAUCAUGGAUCAUACAAACAAAUUACAAUCGGUAAGAUGUAUUUUUAUUCGUCUUUUGCCUAAUGAAAUGUGGGAUUCCUUUCCCUCCGAAGUACCUUUCGUUCAUACGACAAUUCAAACAUGGUUUGACUCAAAUCGAGCAAUCAAAGAGUGGUUGAAACAACUCGGUAUUCAGGAAAAAGCAGAUUUAACCUAUUUAUACAAAAAAAUUAUUCCAACUGCAGAAAAUUAUAUAAAAACUACCGAUCAUUCGUUCAAAACCAUUGAUAUUUUAUUCCACCUAUUUCAAAGUCAUCAAAUCCCGGAGGAACAUUUAAGUCAACUCAGCAAACUGAAGUUAGUCACCACAAAAGGAACUCUGGUUUCCGCUGGAAACUGUUAUCUCGCAGAUGUAUAUAAACCAUCAGUAUGUCUAGAACAGAGACUGCAACAAACAGAUAUUUUCCUUUCUGAAAAGUAUUUGACAGCAAGUGAUACAGGGAUCAUAAAAAGGUGGAAACACUUUUUCCUCUGUAUUGGCGUUAACGAGACAAUUACAGUGACGAUCGAUCAGCAAUCGAAUCCGAGAAAAAGUUGUCCUACUCGUUUAAUAACUAUCAGUUUUAUAGAAAAAACAAUUAAUAACUAUGACUUUUCUUAUUUCUUUUGGCAAUAUUUAACCCAGUCAUUUACAGUUAAACACUUAAUUCAAGAAGUAAACGCCCUCUCAGUAUACUAUCAUAUUCCAGUUAAUUCUUUGGGAUCAUAUGUAAACCACGCUCAAUGGUUUGCAUACAAUAUGCAAUGUAUUCCAACGAUCACUUGCGGUGAAUGCAAGCGAUCGAUCGACACAUUUGCGAAUCUCCCGCAAUUAACACAAUUAGCAGGGAACUACAUGCCUGUCUGUGCAGUGAUAAUGAAACCGGAUUGGUGUGCAUUUCUUGGUUUUAAAACUCAAUUUUCGCUAGAAGACUACAUACAAUUACUUGAACUGAUUUCUAAUGUUAAAGUAGAUCAAGAAAAUGAAGAUCGUAUACAGGCAGUUUAUAGUCAUCUGUUGGCGUUAUUGUCUAAAAUAAAAGUACAGGAGCGAAAAUGUAAAGUACCACGUCUGCUUGGUGAGAAUAAUCAAUUUAUGACAGCAAAAGAACUGCACGUUAACAUGGAUCAAACAACCAUUAUUCUGCCGAAAGAUAAAUUUCAUUUACUGAAACUAAAUAGCGGCAACAGCAAAAAUCCGAAUCUUAACAAAUUGUUGAAUUUAUUCAACAUUAACCAAAUCCGUCUUCAAAACUUGAUUUUUCGACCACUAAAUCCGCAGGAUUCAAGUGACUUUAAGCACAAGCUCUUCGAAAUAAUUGAUUUUAUAAAGAUGUGGUUCAAAUGGAAAAAACUCGGAACAAAUGGUUUCCUUGAUCAGUUAGAAGCAAAUAUUGGAAAAGCGAGUAUAUUUGAAGCAGAUUCUCUGGAAUUAUUGUACAAUGAAGUAGUUAUCAAAACACUUACUAUAUACUCAAUAAAUAAUCAAUUAUUUCUGGUUCGACCAUGGACUUCUCAACAGCAUCAAAUAGAUUUAUCAACAAAGUUAUGCGAAAUUCUGUUGUUGAAAGAAUUUGACAAGGAAAUGCAAUUUCUCUUAUCAGCAGUGCCGUCAGAAAUUGAAGAUAAAUUUCUUCAAUUAGGCAUACCGUUGAAUGAUCAAGUCAUCUCCACGAAAGGGGACGAAAACAACUCGAGGAUAGACGACGAGAGAGAAGAACAAAUUUAUAAAGCCUUAGUAUCUAACACGAACAAAAGUUAUAGCUCGAAAAUAGAUUAUGAGACAAUCGGUAAACUUGCUCUACUGGAGAAUGCUCAACUAUUAUCAAAACUGAAUCCUAUUCCAAAUGAGCCAAGCGAAUUAUUUUUGACCUGUUUGAAUAUGCAAAACGCACCAUGGAAAGGAUAUGUUUAUCAUUAUACACACAUUGAAAAUGCCGUCUCCAUUUUCAAAGAAGGACGAUUAAAAUGUAGAAACAAUGUGGCUAACUUUAAGGAUUCAGCUGCGUAUGAUGUUAUUGAGCAAACAAGAAGAGAAGUAAAAGAUUAUGUACGUUUCUAUUUUCGGCCUCUAACGCCAACACAAUUCACAAAUGAAAACUUGGGCGGUAUGAAAGACACAGAACGUUUCGGAAACGAUCCCAUUUGUCCAGUACCUAUUUUUAUCAAGAUUCCUCUCAGCGAAAUUUUCAGACAGACAGAUAUUGAAUGGAAGGUGAGUUUGGGUAAUAUGGCGAGAAAAUUAGUGGUAUCUGGUAACACAAGAAAUAUAAUACAGCAGUUUGAUUUCAAUGGUGUUUAUCAGACUACACUCACUACCAGACAAUUUGCUAGCUCUCAACAAGAAUUUUUAAUUAAAUCACAAUUAAAAUUAGAUGAUCUAAAAGAAGUUGAGAUUCUCUGUCAAGAUUCUACCGCAGAAGAGUGUCUCAAGUUGAUGCUGCCCGAUGAUAAUCCGUUCAAACACAAAAUUUAUGUUGACAAAAGUUUGUAUCACAAUAAGAAUCCAAAAAUUUCGAUAACUGAGAGCCAUGGAGUGCUUAAAAUAGCAAUGCGUGACGGGAAAAAAAAUGGCAAAAUAGUUUUACAGUAUGCGACUAAUGCUUAUGUUGAAAGUCACCAGCAAAGUUCGAAAUUCACAACCAUAUCUGUACCAGAAAAGCUGACUAUAUCGCUAGACAAAGAAAGUACCGAUUGCUCAGUUUUCUACGCUUAUCACGGACAGAUAUGGUUGAUAAUGACCAAUAUGAAAGAUCCCAAACUCAGUUUGCCUCAUUUACGCGAGUCUCUAAAUUCUUUAUUAUAUAGUAGCAACAGCCCAGAUCCACAAGAGUUUCUGGAUAUUUUGAAGGAGCAUCCAUUAUUAGAGUACUGGUAUGAGCAACUGUCUGAAUUUAACUGUACAUUAGAGGAGUACACGUUCAAUAUGAUGCAAUUAUUUCAACAACAGUUUUAUAUACAAGGCAAUCUCCUUUCGAAUAGCUUCUAUCUUUUAUUAGCUUUUCAUGCGUUAGGUUUAGCGCGAGCGAAACUUAACAAUAACGAACGAAACUUUAUACCGUAUACCACAAAAAUAAUUGAUGAAAUAAGAGAUAUUAUUCCAGUUCCGGAUCUCGAAGUUGAGAAAAUGAAAAUAUUCUUGGAAUGA